AUGACUUACUGGGAGCUACAGGAGACAGUGCUCUCUGAGUGUGGAGAGCUACAGGAGACAGUGCUCUCUGAGUGUGGAGAGCUACAGGAGACAGUGCUCUCUGAGUGUGGGGAGCUGCAGGAGACAGUGCUCUCUGAGUGUGAGGAGAGCUACAGGAGACAGUGCUCUCUGAGUGUGGGGAGCUACAGGAGACAGUGCUCUCUGAGUAGGCCCCCGGCCCUGGUGCCCUCUCUUCCAGACCUGCAGCGGCUCCUAGUCAGCCUGGGGGACCGGCCUGGGUCCUUCCUGGGCUCCAGAGAGUGGAUCGGAACGGUGGAGGCCGCUCUGGUUCUGGACCUGGGGGUCUGUCAUGGAGGACCAGGUCAGGGGCCCCGGCUGCUGACCCUGGACCCUCAUUACUGUGGCCCCCCUCUGGACCGAGCUGAGCUGCAGAGGGGGGGCUGGGUGAGCUGGACCGAGCUCUCGUCUCUGGACCACAGCUCCUUCUACAACCUGUGCAUGCCCCAGACUGCGCCAUACAUCGCACACUGA
Messenger RNA from Knipowitschia caucasica, 531 nucleotides. Lineage: Eukaryota; Metazoa; Chordata; Actinopteri; Gobiiformes; Gobiidae. The record is from the annotation of a GenBank genome assembly.